UUAUAGUUUUACAGUAUGUGCAAUGUAGUUACAAUGUAGCUAUGGCUAGACAGAAAAUUUUAUACAGCCACUUGUACCUUAGAUGUCUUUAACUUGCUCUGCAUUUGCAUUUUUGUCACAACUAACCAGCUUUAUUUCUUUCUUUCCAGAUCCACUGCUUUCUGUGGAGAACUUUGCUCAAGUUUUGUGUGAGGAUCUAGAGCUUCCAACAAGCUCAUUUGCUCCAGCAAUCAUUCAGUCCAUCAAACAACAGAUUGAUAACUUCACCACUGAUGUUAUACCACAAGAUGAAGAAGAUAGAAGAGUCAUCAUUAAACUCAAUAUACAAGUAGGUAAUAUAUCACUAGUAGAUCAAUUCGAAUGGGAUUUAUCCAAUCCUCUUAAUGUGCCUGAGGAAUUUGCAAGGAAACUAUGCCAAGACUUGGGACUCGGAGGAGAUUUUGCUACUGCUAUUGCUUACAGCAUACGAGGGCAACUAAGCUGGCAUGCAAAGACAUAUGCAUUUAAUGAGUCUCCUCUUCCUCCCAUUAAGUUUCCAGUACGCACUCUCUCUGAUGCAGAGACAUGGGGUCCAUCAAUCCAAAUACUUACUGAUGCAGAGAUGGAAAAGAAAAUGAGAGACCAGGACAGGAACACUAGAAGAAUGAGGAGACAGGCUGGACCCAGUUGGUGACAUUCAAACACACUCACUCUCUCCCUCUCUCUCUUUUACUUAUUCAUUUGAUAAUAAAUCAAUUUCCAUUAUUAACUGAUAAAGUGUA
Amphimedon queenslandica is the source of this 761-nucleotide messenger RNA. Its product is annotated as SWI/SNF-related matrix-associated actin-dependent regulator of chromatin subfamily B member 1-like. Gene Ontology annotation, biological process: chromatin remodeling. Lineage: Eukaryota; Metazoa; Porifera; Demospongiae; Haplosclerida; Niphatidae. Gene Ontology annotation, cellular component: nuclear chromosome. The coding region runs from base 83 to 673 and encodes 196 amino acids. The record is from RefSeq and is a predicted model, not a curated record. The transcript has 3 exons.